AUGUCGCUUUCAACCGUCAACAACGCCCCGGUCAACGCCAACGCUACCGAGAACGAAGUCCCUGUUAACCAGAUUGCAGGAAGCACACGAUGUGCCAAGGACGGCUGCAACAACUGGGCUGAGGCGAACUCCAGGUUCUGCUCCUCUCACCAGGGUUAA
This is a messenger RNA of Pochonia chlamydosporia 170, 159 nucleotides long. RefSeq lists its product as hypothetical. Bases 1 to 159 code for a protein of 52 amino acids. Lineage: Eukaryota; Fungi; Ascomycota; Sordariomycetes; Hypocreales; Clavicipitaceae. The record is from RefSeq and is a predicted model, not a curated record. The transcript has 2 exons.